GAGAAUGGGAUUUCACAUCUUUAAGAGGGUAUUUACGUAAGAAGUUUAUAAGGAUUGAAAAUUGCUCCUUGGCUAUGUCCACUGCCUUCUUCAACCAUCAAAGAACAUAAGAACGCGAAAAACAGACAAAAGCUCUUCCUCACCCUCCCUCUCACCAGCAGUUCAGGAAGCCAUCGAACUGGCUCAUCUUGAUAUUAUUUCUGCCAUGGUUCAGAUCAAGGAAUUUCGGAUCGUCAUGCCUAUGUCCAUGGAAGAGUACGAAAUAGGCCUCAGUUACACCAUCAUGAAGAUGGAGCAGCAAAACACAAACAGCAAGGAGGGUGUAGAGGUACUGCAGCAGGUCCCAUUUGAGGAUGAGAAGCUUGGCAAGGGCCAACUCACCUCAAAAGUCUAUCAUCUGCAGAGCAAAAUUCCAUCCUGGAUGAAGGGCUUUGCUCCUGCCACUGCUCUCACGGUGCAUGAGGACUCUUGGUGUGCGUUUCCAAAGAGCAGAACAGUGAUCAAGUGCCCACUUUUCAGCAAAUGCUCAUUGACCAUCGACACUGUGAACAGACCCGACAAUGGUUGUUCCGAAAACGUGCAUAAUCUGAACAGUGAGCAAUUAGCUGCAAGAGAAGUUGAGAUCAUCGACAUCGCAUCUAUAUCCCGAGAUUACUGGAGCAAGGUGAUCAGUGCUCCAAAUGUCGACCUGACAGCCUUCAAGUCGCAAAGAACAGAGCGAGGCCCUCUUCUGAAGGGAUGGAUGGAUUCAUGUCGUCCAGUCAUGACCGCAUACAAACUGGUGAUCAUGGAUGCUCCAAUCUGGGGCUUGGGCGAACGGCUCGAAGACUGCAUCAUUGCGGGGGAGAGGGCGCUGGUUUUGGCGUGCCACCGGCUGUGCUUCGCGUGGAUCGACGAGUGGUACGGCAUGACCGUGGAGCAGAUACGGGAGAUGGAGCGGCAGACGGAUAUGCUGCUGAAGAAGACGCUGAAAAAGCCUGGGAAGGCCGGGAGCAAGCACGAGGGCAAGAGGAAGACGCUCAAAGACGAGAUCGCGGUGGUGGGGAGCUGCACAUAGCGCUAGGCUGCUAGUUUCAGGUGACAGACCAUUUGAUUCCGGUUCUGGUAGACCUGAUGGCAUCGGCGCCUGAAGAAAGGUAGCAGAAGUCUGGCACGGGACGGGAAAGAUUAGACGUGUGUGGAAAUCUGGUGUACGCUUGUACGUAUCCAUCCACCGACAGUGCUGUAUAUAUACACAUACACUCAGGGCAUUCAAUGGUUUGCCUUUCAAACCAAUGUAUCGAAUGCUUAAAUGAUUCUUCAGAUUCAGAAUGCAUCCUAGCUGGGACAAGAAAGCUGUUUGUUUUA
Panicum hallii is the source of this 1347-nucleotide messenger RNA. Its product is annotated as phosphatidylinositol transfer protein 2-like. The transcript is spliced from 10 exons. Bases 206 to 1057 code for a protein of 283 amino acids. Lineage: Eukaryota; Viridiplantae; Streptophyta; Magnoliopsida; Poales; Poaceae. The record is from RefSeq and is a predicted model, not a curated record. Gene Ontology annotation, biological process: phospholipid transport.